AUGGACAAGAGAAACGAGGUUUCGUGGAACAUCAUGAUUGAUUCUUAUGAAAAGAGUGGAAAGUUUGACAUUGCCUUGAGAAUGUUUUGUGAGAUGCAGGAGGUGCAUGACCCUGAUGGGUACACAAUGCAGAGUGUUGUUAGUGCUUGUGCUGGUUUGGGUGCUUUGUCUUUGGGUUUGUGGGCUCAUGCUUAUGUUUUAAAAAAGUGUGACAAGAAUGUGGCUAGUGAUGUUUUGGUCAACAAUUGCUUGGUGGAUAUGUAUUGCAAAUGUGGGUCAUUGGAAAUUGCAAAGCAAGUCUUUGAAUGCAUGCCUUUAAGAGAUGUGAAUUCAUGGAAUUCAAUGAUCUUGGGUUUCGCAAUGCAUGGUGAGGCCGAGGCUGCAUUGGAGUAUUAUGACCGAAUGGUGAAGGUAGAGAAAGUUAUCCCCAAUUCAAUCACUUUUGUUGGUGUUUUGAGUGCAU
This is a messenger RNA of Cajanus cajan (pigeon pea), 463 nucleotides long. The record is from RefSeq and is a predicted model, not a curated record. NCBI's taxonomy places the organism in Eukaryota, Viridiplantae, Streptophyta, Magnoliopsida, Fabales, Fabaceae.